AUGCCUCUUUUUGGUAAAAAAGAUUUCGGAAGGAAAUCUAAAAAAGAUGGCAAGGAGUCCGAAAAACAACCGUCCAUUGAGGACAAGUACGUUGUUAAGGAUCUCUUGGGGACAGGAGCUUUUUCAGAAGUACGUCUGAUCGAGAGCAAGGAAAACGGACAAUUAUUUGCUUGCAAAAUUAUUGAUAAGAAAGCUCUGAAAGGGAAAGAAGACUCAUUGGAAAAUGAAAUUAGAGUACUUAAAAAAUUUAGUGAAAACGAAAAAAGCGAAGGAGGCGAUAAAAAGAUGUUUUCACAUCCCAAUAUCGUCCAGCUGCUAGAAACAUAUGAAGAUAAAAACAAGGUUUAUCUCGUUAUGGAGCUUGUGACGGGUGGCGAGUUAUUUGAUCGUAUUGUUGAAAAAGGGUCGUAUACCGAGAAAGAUGCAUCUAAUCUUAUUAGACAGGUGUUGGAAGCCGUAGAUUAUAUGCAUUCGCAAGGUGUGGUACACAGAGAUUUAAAACCUGAAAAUCUGCUUUAUUAUAGUGCAGAGGAGGACAGUAAAAUCAUGAUAAGCGAUUUCGGUCUGUCCAAAAUAGAGGACUCGGGAAUUAUGGCCACAGCAUGUGGCACUCCUGGCUAUGUUGCUCCUGAAGUGCUUGCACAGAAACCAUACGGUAAGGCUGUCGAUGUGUGGAGCAUAGGAGUGAUUUCAUAUAUAUUACUUUGUGGUUACCCUCCCUUUUAUGAUGAAAAUGAUGCAAAUCUCUUUGCUCAGAUUCUGAAAGGUGACUUUGAAUUUGACUCUCCUUAUUGGGAUGACAUCAGUGAAUCUGCUAAAGAUUUUAUCCGUCACUUGAUGUGUGUGGAUGUUGAGAAGAGAUAUACAUGCAAGCAAGCUCUGGGUCAUCCAUGGAUUUCAGGCAAUGCCGCUAGCAAUAAGAACAUUCAUGGCACCGUUUCUGAACAGCUCAAAAAGAAUUUUGCAAAGUCCCGCUGGAAACAGGCCUAUCAUGCUACUACGGUCAUCCGUCAAAUGCAGAAAAUGAUACUGAGCAGCAGCGGCUCAAGUCGCAAUGUCCAGCCGAAGCCCCAACAAUAG
Danaus chrysippus (African queen) is the source of this 1080-nucleotide messenger RNA. Lineage: Eukaryota; Metazoa; Arthropoda; Insecta; Lepidoptera; Nymphalidae. The record is from the annotation of a GenBank genome assembly.